Molecule: messenger RNA, 1040 nt
Organism: Dissoconium aciculare CBS 342.82
Lineage: Eukaryota; Fungi; Ascomycota; Dothideomycetes; Mycosphaerellales; Dissoconiaceae
Exons: 1
Coding region: 117-689 (190 amino acids)
Source: RefSeq, a predicted model, not a curated record
UGCACACUCUCAGCUACCAGCCACCCGCAACAGAGAGUAGAGAGAGUAGAGAGUGAGCCGCGAGCUGUACGCUACGGUCACUCACCACACACACACACACACACACACAGUCCGCGAUGACAGACGGUCGGCCAGUCUACACCACACCGUCCCAUGGAUUCCCACCUGCACCGUUCAUCAUCGUCGUUCCUCCUCCUCAACGACGGUGGCGGCGGCGGCGGCGGUGGAGGCGGAGGAGGAAGAGAAUUUCCAUGGACGGGCGCCCCAAUGAACGCGUCGUCAUCAUGUAUGUACACGACUCCUCCUCCGCGGGCUCGUCUUCACCUUUAACCAUUGAUUCCUUCCCGGUAAUAAUAAUAAUAGUAUUAUCAACAACAUCAAUCAUCACCAUCACCAGCGACAUCCUCUCACGGAUCACACACAUCGACCUCCUCGCACGCAUCAGUUCAUCUGCGGGAUAUUCCUCCUCGCCUGGACGACCGUUUGCGCCACGCCAUACUGGACACCCACGGCCGUUUCCCCUUCACCACCAGCAGCCGCCACACCCUCGCGCGACCCUCACCGUUCCAGCACCGUCGUCCCCGUCUCUCUCCUCCUCGUUAUCACCGUCGUCAUCCUCGUCGACGAUAUCUCCCUCUGCGCGACCGUUGGGCCUAGGGGACCACACGAACACGAUCCCUCCGACCUGACACACACGCGCCCGCGCCCGCGCCCGCACGCACCACGCGCCGCCAUGAACUCCGUCGGCAUGUCCCAAGCGCCCACCACCACCGCCGCCGACCCGUCCGGUCCACGUUCUCGCGGCUUCAGCUUCAAGAGCGACCGCAGUGGCGCCUCCAAGGGCUCCAAGCCGAAAGAGGACCCGGCGGAAUCGUCGUGGGACAAGCACCGCCGGGACACCUACUUGCAGUCCAGCAAGGCUAACCCCAAUGCUGCCCUGACCGAAGUCCAACCCGCUGGUACGUCCUCGUCCUCGUCCUCGUCCUCGUCGUCCUCUGUCUGCCCGUGCGCCCGGUCAUCCACCGAUCGGUCUGAUCGCG